GUGAAUUGAUAAAUGAUCAACGAGAACGAAUUGAAUGAAUUGAUCAACGAAUUGAUCUUCUUGCAGUAAAGUUCUUGCAAGGAGUUUUGUUUAGAUAUUGUAGGGAAAACUCAUGGUGAACGGUGAUAAUUUUGAAAAGUCAGAGCUGUCUUAAAGAAGAAACCAAAUUCUGCUCUCUUUUAUACAUAUAGUGCCUGGCGUUGAACUAAAAUUUCGUGAUGAGGCUUCUAAUUUUACUUGGCUUACUCUUUGUCCUUAUCUGCCACUGCAGCAGCAAGAAGACUCAAGAAAAGGAAAAGCCGGAUUGGGCAAAAAAAGAUAUCCGAGACUUCUCAGAUGCAGACAUGGAAAGAUUGCUUGACCAGUGGGAGGAAGACGAAGAGCCUUUGGAGGAAGAUGAACUUCCGGAGCACCUUAGGCCGGCUCCCAAAGUUGACUUUAGCAAUGUUGACAUGUCAAAUCCUGAGGCGAUCUUAAAAUUGAGCAAGAAAGGAAAAACUCUGAUGACGUUUGUCAACGUGGAUCCCUCCUAUUCCAGAGAAAAAACUGAGGAAAUCACCCAAAUCUGGCAAACAAGUUUAAGAAAUAAUCACAUUCAGGCUGAAAGGUACCUGAUCGAUGACACACGAGCAAUUUUCAUGUUCAAAGAUGGGUCGGUCGCAUGGGAUGCUAAAGACUUUCUUGUGCAGCAGGAAGGAUGCUUAGAGGUUGUAAUUGAGAACAAAAAUUAUCCAGGGUUGAAGCAGAAUCUCAAAAUGAAAAAAAUGGAGCUAUAGACUAAAAAAAGAAUAAUUUUUGAAAAUCAUGAGGUUUGUAAACCACUGGUCCUCUAUAAUGAGUCUUUGUGCACAUAUUGUAAAAUAUUUCUUUUCAGAGAAAAUAAAAUUCCAUGGUGAUAUUUUGUUACAAUA
Molecule: messenger RNA, 911 nt
Organism: Neocloeon triangulifer
Lineage: Eukaryota; Metazoa; Arthropoda; Insecta; Ephemeroptera; Baetidae
Gene: boca
Product: LDLR chaperone boca
Exons: 6
Coding region: 219-776 (185 amino acids)
Biological process (GO): protein folding
Source: RefSeq, a predicted model, not a curated record